AUGUCUGGUGCAUGGAUGAACAAGUUGCAAGCAUUCAUUGAGCAAAGGGUACCAGUUAAGAAGAUACAUAUUCCCAAUGAGCUCACUACGUAUGCCGCUCAACUAGAGGCUGUGCGGUUUUUGAAACCCCAAAUUGACAACAAUCCAUUCUAUUUCAAAGGUCUUCUUUCGCAAUACAUUCGUUGCAUCGAAGCUUUAGAUGAAGAGACAUCAGAUGAGAUCUACGAGCUAUAUGUCGAUCCCAAAAUACUCAAUGCAAAGGAAUUGCCACCAGAUGUACCGGAUAUGAUCAAGUACCAAGUUGGGGGCUUCAAUGUCGAUUUUUCUUCUUCUGCAGAUGACGUGCUUACCAUGAAGGAGAUGCCGAGGUUGAUAUCCGGUAAUAAUACUACAGGUCUACGAACAUGGGAGGCAGCAUUGUUUCUAUCUAAUAUCCUCAAUGAUAAAGAUGCAUGUGUAAAGCCAGUACCUAUCGAUUUGAAGGGUAAAACAGUUGUUGAGCUAGGUUGUGGAACGGGGUUAUUAGGACUUUCACUAGCCAAGCAUCACCAUCGACACUCACCAUUACAAAAAAUCUUUUUAACUGAUGGCUCAUCCAUAGUGUUUGAGAACAUGAACGAAACUUUGAGAGAGAACGAUUUAUCAGAUGCGGAUGAACUUCAAUUUCAACAACUAAUAUGGGGCGAACCUUUGACUAUACAAGAAGACAUUGAUAUGGUUAUUGCUGCGGAUGUGACAUAUGAUCUGAGAAUACUUGAGCCUUUAUGUCGUACUAUUAAUGACUUCUUUGACCUCAACAAGUUGCAGUUUGCGGUGAUUGCGGCUACAGUGAGAAAUUUGGAAACAAUUCAAUCAUGGGAACAGGAGCUUGACCAGUGGUUUCCCAACCGCUGGAAGAUCGCCAUUCAAGAGGCCAGUCCAGGUACAAUGUCGGCAAAUUGUUAUUUCGAUGUGAAUACUCCUGAAAUACGUAUAUACACUAUAAAACGUGACUAA
This is a messenger RNA of Lodderomyces theae, 996 nucleotides long. Its product is annotated as protein-lysine N-methyltransferase. NCBI's taxonomy places the organism in Eukaryota, Fungi, Ascomycota, Pichiomycetes, Serinales, Debaryomycetaceae. The record is from RefSeq and is a predicted model, not a curated record. The transcript has a single exon. The coding region runs from base 1 to 996 and encodes 331 amino acids.